Molecule: messenger RNA, 996 nt
Organism: Daldinia loculata
Lineage: Eukaryota; Fungi; Ascomycota; Sordariomycetes; Xylariales; Hypoxylaceae
Exons: 1
Coding region: 260-967 (235 amino acids)
Source: RefSeq, a predicted model, not a curated record
AAAAAAAAAAAAAAAGAAAAGAAAGCUUGCUCUUUUUUUCCCCCUUGACAUCAUCACGUUUACGUCCCUUUUCCCACGCAAAGUGAAACAGCGGGAAGGCUUUGACAAGAACUGUUAAGUGUUGUGUUUGAGUGUAAAAAGAGCGCCCCUGGAAGAAGUGACCCGGUAGUCUAUCUAUCUAUAUUUCCAUCGAGAUUCAUUUAUCGGUUCACCUACCUACCUACCUAGGUACCUACCUAUUCCUCCCAAACGAAGGGAAAUGUCUGCAAAACUGCCCAAAGAGGCAUCGCCGGGACCAGAGCACAACCCACAGCAGCCAUCAUCUCGCUGGUCCGAGAUCGAAGAUAGGAUUUUGAAGCAAGCGGUAGCACGAUAUGGCGUGAGCCGUUGGGACGACGUCGCAAAGAUGGUAUGGACGAGGAAGAGCGCCGAGGAGUGCCGGGCGCGUUGGGCGGAGCUUGUUCCGAUACUAUACGAAGGCUUAGCACGGCGGGAGUCCGCGUUAGAGCAGCGCCGUACGAGGAGCGUCACAGUAUCAACAGUUGCGUCAAGCGCGUCGAUAUCACGACGAGGGGAUGACGAAAGCUUUCAGACUCCGCCUCUCCCCAUCCAAGGGCGGUUGGGACUAAAGGGGGAGCUACCACUAACCCGAGUGGAGGGUAGCGCUAAACUCUGUACCGAACCAUCUUCACCCUAUUCACCCUCUUCGCCCACCCCUUUAACCCCCACAAUGGAAUCCCCAUCGCCACCUCUCUCGUCAGCGUCGGCGCGAAAUCGACGGAAUACCGAACCAGGAGAGCGACCCCUUCGGGCUGAGUCGAUAUCUCGCGGGAGGAGAGAAGAACGACGGGAGUGGCUUGCACCACAUCCGCUUAUGCCGGGACGUCCCCGCAGAACGCCGACAUCCUCGAGGGAUACUUCGGCAUUUAAGAGAAAGGACGAUACGACUAGUAAACCUAGAGAGUAGAAGGUAGCUAGGUAGUAUUAGGUUAUGGC